Messenger RNA from Durio zibethinus, 3746 nucleotides. Lineage: Eukaryota; Viridiplantae; Streptophyta; Magnoliopsida; Malvales; Malvaceae. The record is from RefSeq and is a predicted model, not a curated record.
AAGUCAGAAAUCUCGAGCACAGCACCCUCGCCCACUUUGUAAAAAUAAGCUCCUUCCAGCUUAACCCAUUUCCCUUCUACAUUACCAUCGCCAUUAGGCCUAACCCACCGCCCAUGGCUGCAGCCCUCGAGUGCUGGUCCAGCCGAUCCACCACUGACGACGACUUGGUGGAGCAGGUUCUGAUGCGGACUAACGACAGAUCCGAGGAGCCCUCUUCUUCUUCUUCCUCCUCUGCUUCUGCUUCUGCUUCUUCUUCUUCUGCCAAACUCGAAGCGCCAUCCGCCAUGCACAAACGAUUUCAGAGGCUGAGCAGGAACGUCUCCGAGGCCAUCGCCUCUCUCAAGAACUCUCUCAACCUCGACUCCUCCUCCCCACGUCAUCAGCCUCUUCCUGUCUCCUCUGUCCAUUCUGCUUCCUCCAAAGUCGAGAAUUGCCGAAAAGUGGUCUGGGGUACCGUUGUACGGAACUUGACUCAGCUUUAUCCUGGAAGUCAGUUGCCUGAGAAGCUUGUCUCCAAUAUUCGGAAGCAUUAUGAUUCCUUGCCUUUCAGUUAUGCACAGGCGGGAUUUGAUAUGAAAGAAGUGUUUCUACAUAUAAAAUUGAUAGAACAGGCAUCAGGGGAUGAUCAUCCUGCUAUAUUUAUUCAGCAAGCGUCUGAUGAUGAGGUACAAGGUUCUGUUUUUAAGCUCACAUUUGCUUGUAACUCUUCCUUUUCUUGGUCUGCCAUGUCUGGUGCUCUUGAUACUGCUUCCAUUUGUUGCAAGAAGAUACAGACAUUUGAGAAAAAAGGCUUCACCCUUGGAAUUAUUCUCUUCUUGGUUCAAUCCCCCCAAGACAAGUUAUUUAAAUCCCACAUCGAAAAUGCCCUCAAAUCUGCUAUCAAAAAGCCCAAAAUGACCACUGUGAAGCUACCAUUUGGACUUUGUGGGUGUCAGGAAGAGAGUACUAAGGGAAGAGACUUUGGGGAAACUGAAGAAGACGCAAUUGAGCAGACUCACAGAAAUGGGAUUGAAAACGCAAAUGCCAAGAUUCAGCUUCAAAUGCCUCUGCCCACUUCAUCGUUUGUUGUAGUGGUUGAUGAAUGGCAAACCAUCCAAUCAGGUGUAGAUGAUAUUGGAAAAUGGCUAUUGAGCUCUGAUAAUCUUGAGUUUAUUGAUCAGAUUGGACCCAACUCUUUUAAAGGUGUUUACAAAGGUAAACGUGUUGGAAUUGAAAAGCUCAAAGGAUGUGACAAGGGGAAUUCUUACGAGUUUGAACUUCGAAAGGAUCUCUUAGAGCUUAUGACUUGUGGGCAUAGGAACAUUUUGCAAUUCUGUGGUGUUUGUGUUGAUGAAAAUAAUGGGUUGUGUGUUGUGACCAAGUUGACGGAAGGUGGAUCAGUCCAUGAUUUGAUGCUAAAGAACAAGAAGCUUCAGAUUAAGGAGAUAAUGAGAAUUGCUGCUGAUGUAGCAGAAGGAGUCAAGUUUCUUAACGAUCAUGGUGUUGCAUACAGAGACCUCAAUACACAGAGGAUUCUGCUAGAUAAGCAUGGUAACGCAUGCUUGGGGGACAUGGGUAUAGUCACUGCUUGCAAGAGUGUUGGCGAGGCAAUGGAGUAUGAAACUGAUGGUUACCGUUGGCUAGCUCCUGAGAUCAUUGCUGGGGACCCAGAGAAUGUUACUGAGACAUGGAUGAGUAAUUCCUAUAGUUUUGGGAUGGUGAUUUGGGAGAUGGUGACGGGUGAGGCAGCCUAUUCUGCAUGUUCACCGGUGCAAGCGGCAGUAGGAAUAGCUGCUUGUGGCCUAAGGCCCGAUAUCCCUAAGGACUGCCCACAAAUCCUCAAAUCUCUGAUGACCAAGUGCUGGAAUAGUUGCCCAUCAAAGCGACUGCAAUUCUCUGAAAUUUUAUCUCUAUUGCUGCAGACCAAUAACAAUAGCAAACAUUUAUAGGUAAAAUAUACUUCAAAAUAAUUCAUAAAAUGUAAUCCAUUCAUGCUAAAAGUAUGUUAUAGGAGGCUUACUAUGUUAUCUUGCUACGAUGAUUGAAUGUAGAUUUAGAAGUUUCUACAGCUGAAAAGAAGAUAUACUAAAUCUCUUCUCUUUUGCCAACCUAAGUAUGUCUUCUUUCUUUCACCAUUUCGAAUCAAUAUUUUUCAUUUGGCAGCCAAAGAAGAAAAUUAAAGAAAAAAAAGUCAUUACUGAUUCCAUGGAAUGUCUUGCCAUAAUAUGCCUGUGACAUAUGAGCAUUUAUGGACUCGUGAGUGGUGGGAAUAUUUAAAUAAAUCUUCCUUGCAUGUUUUAUGACUAGACAUUUAUGUUGGUUGCAAAAGGCAAGGAUUAAUUGAUUGAAAAUGAGGAAAAGCAGAAAGAAAGGAGAUUUUCUGAGCCCUUUUUGUGUCUACUGUUUUUGAGUGAAACAAGGAAUAAUUCCAGCUCAAGUUUUCUUUUGUCUCAAUGGUGGCUGGUUGAGGGACCCAAAAGUGGUCAUCUUGUUUUUUAUGUCUUAGAAAAGGUGAGAAUCAUCAAAUACCACAAUGUUUCCACCUAUGGGAUAACUAGUGGUAUAGAAUUCCACACGGGAAUUGGCUAUAAUUUCCUACAUGUGUCAAUGAUUUGAGAUAAUAUUAAUAAAGAACUUUCGUAGGGAUUUGCAUAACAAACCUGUUCAGGUUGAAGCGAUUCACUGCUCCGAUGAGCAUUUUUGGACCUCUCAAGUGCUGGUUGCUAUAGGGGGAAUUUACUGUGAUGGGUGGUGAAGAUCUUGUUGUGCACAUCUCGUCAAGUAAUCUGCUAUAUCUGAGUUCAUAAACUGGUUAGAAAGAUUGAGUUGAUGUCUUUGUCUAGUUUGACCAUUAUCACAUUAAAUAAAGCAUGAUUGUCUUUUCUUUGUCUCUUCUUCCCAUGUCUAUCAAAUAAAAAAUAAGAGUGGAUGUAUUUGCUUAUCAUUUUCUUUAGUUUAGAUAAUUUUCAUAAUCACUUUAAUCCAUUUCAUUGUUGUUCACCUGAUAUGAUUAUGAACGAGUUGAAGUUCUGAGGGAAGAUGCCAGUGUGCAAACUUCUUCAAACCAGAAAGAAAGAAAGAAAGAAAACCUUAAGCUAAAAGCUUGUGUGGACGAGAUUUAUGUUGUUUAUGGGUUUGGGUUGAGGAAUUGCAGGGUAUGCAGUUAGGUAAACGAUCAAGAAAAAAAAAAAAAUUUGCUGGACGCUGGAGGCAGAAAUCAAUUGUGAAGAUGUUGCAGAGUAACACUUUCAGCUAGAAGACCAAAGCUGGAAAAGUAAAGAAGUAUCUGGAGCCUGGAAUAAUAAAGCUAAUUUGAAAAUGUUGUGGCUGUCAGAUGGACUUUCGUGAGAAUCUCUGUCAACAAUGUUACUGCUGUCCAUAAUUCUGGAUAAGGUUGACAACAAACGUGGCAGUUUGCAAUAGAAUUAGGGCUCUGUACAGCACUCAUCUCUGCAAAAUUUUUGUUUCUGGCUAUUAGUUCCAUAAGUUUGAGUGUGAUACAACUAAUAAAAUGUCAGUACUAUUCCUAGGGGAUGUUUCCAAAUGUUGUUUUGUUAACAGAGAUUCAUUUGUAAAGCACUGAAUGGUUAAAGUCAAACAAUUUCAGUGAUAGAGGUUUGCUCUUUAAUCUUCAUCUUAUAUUUUCAUUUCCAGUGCUUUGUCAUAUGCUGUUUGCUUUUAGGAUAUCUCCACCUUGUCUGCCAACUAUCAACUUCAUUUUGUUGGCUAGUUGAUGAUAUCAUACUCACCUUGGCCUUUCGACUUUG